GCGCAAACAUCUCAAGCGAUCUCAAGUCGUGUGUGAGAAUCAGAAACCAAAGAUACAAAACUUGUACAACCGAAAAAAAACAAUGGUGAAAAGUGAAAUGGAAUUCAAGAGCAACUUCUCCAUCGAUGCCAUUCUGGCCAAGAAACCCAACCCAACGCAACCAGCCAUCAAAACCGAACCGGUGCAGCAUCAUCAUCACCACCAGUACGUUCAUCCGUACUCCAAUUCCGAUGGCGAACUCUCCGCCUCGGAGGAUUUCGAUAGCCCCAGCAGGACCAGCACUCCAAUGAGCAGUGCCGCCGAAAGUCUUUCGUCGCAGAACAACGAUAAACUCGAUGUGGAGUUCGAUGACGAGCUGGAGGACCAGCUGGACGAGGACCAGGAGAGCGAGGAUGGCAAUCCCAGCAAGAAGCAGAAGCUGAGCAACGGCAGCGAUACCAAGAAGCCGCCCUACAGCUACAAUGCCCUCAUCAUGAUGGCCAUCCAGGAUAGCCCCGAACAGCGGCUGACUUUGAACGGGAUUUACCAGUAUUUGAUCAACCGAUUCCCCUACUUCAAGGCCAACAAGCGGGGCUGGCAGAACUCGAUUCGCCACAAUCUCAGCCUGAACAAGUGCUUCACCAAGAUCCCACGGAGCUACGACGAUCCCGGCAAGGGCAACUACUGGAUCCUGGACCCCUCGGCCGAGGAGGUGUUCAUUGGCGAGACCACCGGCAAGUUGAGGAGGAAGAAUCCGGGUGCCAGCCGCACUCGACUGGCCGCCUAUCGUCAGGCCAUCUUCUCGCCCAUGAUGGGUGGCUCCCCCUAUGGAGCUCCUGCUCCUGGUUAUGGAUAUCCAGGUGUUCCGUUCGCCGGAGCCGCUGCCGCCGCCGCUGCUGCCGCCGCCGCCCUGUACCAGCGCAUGAAUCCCGCCGCCUACCAGGCCGCCUAUCAGCAGAUGCAGUACCAGGCGCCGCAGAACCACCACCACCAGUCGCCACAUCCCGCCCAGAUGCAGGGCUAUCCACCACAACUGAACGCCGAGUUGUUCCAGCGCAUGCAGUUCUUUGGCAAGUUCCCAUCCAGCUAAAUCUUGGGAGCCGGCGCAAAACCAAGCCCAGCGCUUUGGAUCAACAGAAACCCAGGGACAAGGGUCGUUUUGGGGAAGAGCCAGGAGAUAGAAGCUCCUGCUUUAUUCCCCUCGAAAAACACGUGACGUCUAAAUGCUGCAAUUUAGCAAAUUCUUCUGGUCAUCACCGCAUUGACCGCUUCGCUUCUUCACCGUGUCCUCCAAGUCGACCUGGAAAGUCGACAGUUACAGCAAGGAAGGAGCACUGAGUCUUCAUGACUUUCGGUCCUAAAUUGAGGCCACUUCUUGCCAGUCGAGGGCCCUUGUAGUUCGCCCAAUACUUUUUGUACAUAUGUAAUUAAGAACAAAUAUCAAAGAAAUAUCAAAAAAAAAUAUAAAAUAAAAAACACAUUUAAAAGAAAAUUUGUAAGCC
This is a messenger RNA of Drosophila rhopaloa, 1481 nucleotides long. It is a transcript of the gene slp1, whose product is annotated as fork head domain transcription factor slp1. Gene Ontology annotation, cellular component: nucleus. Lineage: Eukaryota; Metazoa; Arthropoda; Insecta; Diptera; Drosophilidae. Gene Ontology annotation, biological process: regulation of transcription by RNA polymerase II. The transcript has a single exon. Bases 83 to 1069 code for a protein of 328 amino acids. The record is from RefSeq and is a predicted model, not a curated record. Gene Ontology annotation, molecular function: DNA-binding transcription factor activity; sequence-specific double-stranded DNA binding.